Suillus plorans is the source of this 1694-nucleotide messenger RNA. RefSeq lists its product as uncharacterized. The record is from RefSeq and is a predicted model, not a curated record. NCBI's taxonomy places the organism in Eukaryota, Fungi, Basidiomycota, Agaricomycetes, Boletales, Suillaceae. The coding region runs from base 210 to 1583 and encodes 457 amino acids. The transcript has 3 exons.
GACCUCUUUUGACAGCUUGCCGGGUGAGGUAUGGGACCAUGCACGCAUCAAAUUCCUCACGUCAAGAAUUUUCACAUCCCUAGUCGCGAAGAGUCAUUGCGGGACCAUGAUUGUACUUCAAAGUCACAGAUUCAUCACUACGGCUCCGAGAGCGGAGAGAUAAAAAGACGUAUUUUUGUUCCAGCCAGCGUAUUCUUCGCGGGUACAUCAUGGAUCCUAUGCUAUUGAUGAACCCGAGCAGCACAAUUACCUAUGAUCAGGUGUCGGACAUGGAUGCGAAUGCGGACUGCACAGAGCUAUAUCAAGUCCUGCCACCGACGCAUAUAACCGAAAUUCCAGUUGAAAUCCUUAGCGUUAUCAUGGAGUUCACCAUGCCACCGACUCAGCAUUUCCUAGAUUCCACUGUCAUUGCUCGUGACAAUCGUUCCUCGCGGUCUUGUUCGCUGCAGACCCUUAGGAACAUUGUGCUAGUAUCCAGGUACUGGUAUAAUGUCGGCAUCAAUUUCCUCUAUCGCCAUGUUGUGAUUCUGCAGAGCAAGCAACUCUUCGCGCUUGCACAUGCUGUUUCGAACAACCACAGCCUUAGCGAGCUAAUACUAUCUCUGCACCUGCAGUGUUAUGUUUCGGUGUUGCAGGCGGUUACAGUCUCAAUGACUCUGGACGACAUCUUGGCAGUGACUCCAAAUCUCACUAAAGUUACCAUUGCGCCCAUCUUGAACAGACGCCACUUUUUUCUUGGUCACGAGUUUCUCCGCAUGGUCACUCUCGCGCAGAACACCCCCUCUCGCACCACAGAUCUGCACUUCCGUAUCAAUCCCACGCUAAUAGAAACCCUGAACCUCUUGCCAGCUUUCACAUGCCUCACUACUUUCCAUAUCGAUAUGUUCAUCGGAGGAAACGAUGCACUCCCCACCGGGCACAUACAUCUUGCCUUUUUGGAAGAGCUGCACAUUACUUGGCAGCCGCACCAACACGUCAUGAACGUCUUUUCUGCACUGGCUGAGAUCCUCAGCCUCCCCUCUCUUCGACGUCUCCUUUUGACAUCACAAGCUGCUGGCGGCGCGAUUAUUGAGCCACUGUUGCGUAAAUUUGGACACAGUCUCCACUUUGUCUCGUUGGUUAGGCCACAUAUAAAGCAUGUCCAUCCUAAUAGGUUUUACUACUCUCCUCCCCCUCCUCCUCCCCCACUAGUGACUCCACUACUUUCCAUGUGUCCAAAUUUACGCCACCUCGCCACAGACACACAUUUUCCAAUCCGAAUGCCUAUGCAUGCACACUUGACAUGGGUAGACUUAUGGGUUCCGAGAAAAUUCUUGGAUCCAAGCGAACAGUCAGCUGUGACUCUCGUUCCUCACGAAGAGAGAGUCAAGCUCCCUUCGUUGCGGGGGGUGCGGUUACUCGAUCUUUCUUUAUUCCCGUUCAGUGGCGUGCGCACGCCGCUCCUCAUACCGCCAGAUAUGGUUGGGAGCACGGAGAGCGUCGCUUGGACUUAUUCGAGUCUGGACUUACGCCAUGACCCUGGAUUACUUUAUAGACAAAUGAUGGACAACGUGCUAGCUGAGAGUCUGGAGCACAGGUUGUGACCAGGAUCUGUAUGUUGUACAACGGGUUAGCGUGCGAGUCUUGGGUAAUAGAAGAAUGUCAUUGUAUAUAUGACUGGAUCUGCAGCGUGUUGGCGACACUGAGUAUAUUAC